Messenger RNA from Culicoides brevitarsis, 1708 nucleotides. RefSeq names its product collagen alpha-1(IX) chain-like. The transcript has 10 exons. Gene Ontology annotation, molecular function: extracellular matrix structural constituent conferring tensile strength. Bases 42 to 1460 code for a protein of 472 amino acids. Gene Ontology annotation, biological process: extracellular matrix organization. The record is from RefSeq and is a predicted model, not a curated record. NCBI's taxonomy places the organism in Eukaryota, Metazoa, Arthropoda, Insecta, Diptera, Ceratopogonidae.
CAGAUUGCCACUACGUGAAAAGUUUAAAAUUUUUGGGAGUCAUGGGAUACUUUUCUCUAGCUACGAGCGUCAUUUUGUUACUCACGAUUUCGCAGAGCAAUCCGCAAGUUUAUCGUUUUCAGCAAGGAUGGCAAGUGAAUCCGAUGUACAUUGUGCGUCUUCGUCCCUCGAAUGCCGAGCCUUUUGAUCUGGUUCGUGACUUUUUCCGUGCCAAACGGAAUGCGGGUAUUUUCGAUGUGAUUCCCGGUUUGGGGGGACAAGAAGCGUAUCGUUUGCGACGAUCGACUGUCGUUAAGGCACCCACGAGUUUGCCGUUUCGACAGGGAGGAAAUCACCAAUUUUCCUUUGAUUGUACGUUUCGUGCGCCGCCUCAACAAAUGCCUGAACCGUAUGACUUGAUGAAAAUUACAAAUGCCGAUAAUAAUGAGGAGGCGUCAGUAAAUGUAAAUCCGCAAACGCGUACCGUUAAUUGCAUGUUGCCCCGUGGACCGAAUGGACCACCGCAACGUGUUAUCUUCCAAAAUCCACCAAUAUUCGACAAUCAAUGGCACAAGUUGUCAAUCGGCGUGACACCGAAUGAAGUUCAAUUAUUUGCCGACUGCAAAAAAGUAAAAUCUGUUCCGAUUCCACCCGUGCAAUUCACAACGCCCACAGGACUUACAGUUAUCGUUGCCAAGUCAACUAUUGGACCGGAUACUGUUCCACUCGAUUUGCAAGGAAUGAAAAUCAACACAGAUCCAAACAAGCCAUCGAAAGACUCCUGUCCCGAAUUGAAGGACGUUGAAUCGCCUGCUGACCCGCCAAAUCCGGAUGAACCGCCGAAAAAUCCCGAGUUGCCAAAUCGCUUUGAUAACGAGGACAAUGACGACGGCAAAGCAGAGCCAACCACACCGAAAAAUGCCGAGGAAUGUCCUGCUUGGCCGCCAACGGAUUGCGAAUUGGCGAAAGGAGAAAAGGGCGACAAAGGAGACGAAGGCCCGCAGGGACCACCUGGACCUCCAGGUGUUUGCGAUUGUCCGAACGCAACUACAAUGACCAUCGAUGACAUUUUGACAACUUUAUCGUCAACCAGCACGACAAUAAUGACAACAACGUCGACAACAACAACCGCAUCACCAACAACCGAAGGAGACGAAUCCACGACGCCAUCUCAGUGUAACAUGAUUUGUCCUCCGGGAUCGCCUGGAUUAGAUGGCAAGCCAGGUGAAAAAGGAGAACAAGGGCCCGAAGGUCCUCAAGGACCUCCAGGUCCUCCAGGACCCCCGGGACCUCCAGCAGAUGCUCCAACGACUGAAAGCUCAACAAGUGACGGCACUCCGCCGCCGCCAUCCCUCACAGAAGAUGACGUCAAAGACAUUUGCAACGCAAUCAUCAAGGAAAAACUGGAUGAAAUAUUUGCAUUUACGCCGGAAUUGUUGAAUGCAGAAAAUGCUGAGGGUGCACCUCCGCCAGCUAAAUAAUGUAUUUUGCAUUACAUGCAUGAAAAAAUCUCUUAAUUUGUAAUUAUAGUUUUCUACAAACCAUUUUUCGCUCGAAUUUAUUUAAAAAAAAAAUAAUUUGUCAUACAGUAAUUCUCUUUUUAUUGUACAUCUAAAAUUCUUUUGAAAGAGGAAUUUUUUUUAUCACAUUUAUGUAUCAUUGUUUGAAAUUUUUAAUCACAAGUUUGAUUCUCAAAAGAACACUUAACAAUGAAAUGUUGGACUUUGUA